UCAUCGAGCAGGGGUCGCCGCUCAAGCAGUUUGCGCUGCCCAUCGUGUGCGACAUCGCAAAGGCGUCGAAGCGCGCCCGCGCCGAGCUCAAGCACCACCGCGGGGUGCAGUUCUACCUCGGCCUGCUCGCGACCGAGUUUUGGCAGGAGGCGGCCUUGGACGCGCUGCUGGUCUGGCUGCUCGACGAGGGGGCGUACGUCUCAAAGGUGAUGGAGGGGCCGCAGGGCGUGCAGGCGCUGCAGGGCGUGAUGGACUGCGGCAACAACUCGUUCGUCAACAUGCUCGAGCCGCUCCGUCAGAUCGUGUACAACUCGGCGCCCGUCAACCGCGCGCUCGGCAAGCUCGCCGGCCACGCCGGAGUCUCGCCCUUUGUCUCGUCGCUCGUCAAGCGGCUGAGGCACCAGGACGCCCUCGUCCGCCGGCUGCUGCUCGACAUCAUGACUUCGCUCUACGAGCACCACCGCUCGCCAAAGCUGCUCGUCGAGCGGCACCGGCUCAAGCCCGUCCUCACCGACAUCAUCGAAAACGACCCCGGCGUCCUCGUCCAGAACGUCGCGAGCCGCCUCUUCCGCGCCUUUGAGGCGCACGACAUCCUGUAG
Molecule: messenger RNA, 599 nt
Organism: Emiliania huxleyi CCMP1516
Lineage: Eukaryota; Haptophyta; Isochrysidales; Noelaerhabdaceae
Exons: 2
Source: RefSeq, a predicted model, not a curated record